Messenger RNA from Prunus armeniaca (apricot), 516 nucleotides. NCBI's taxonomy places the organism in Eukaryota, Viridiplantae, Streptophyta, Magnoliopsida, Rosales, Rosaceae. The record is from the annotation of a GenBank genome assembly.
AUGGAUGGUCUAAAAGAUAGAUUCUUUUCAAUAUUGGUGGAUGAAGCACGUGAUGUGUCGGUGAAAGAGCAAAUGGCUAUGAUGUUGCGUUAUGUGGAUGACAAAGGGCAUGUAAUUGAAAGAUUUGUGGGUAUCCAACAUGUUACCAACACUACUUCAAGUUCACUAAAUGAUGCUAUUGACACAUUCUUUUCUCGCAACGGUUUGAGCAUUUCUAAGCUACGAGGACAAGGUUAUGAUGGUGCUAGCGAUAUGAGAAGUGAGUUGAAUGACCUUAAAACAAUUAUAUUGAGAGAACAACUUUGUGCAUAUUAUGUUCAUUGCUUUGUUCAUCAACUUCAACUAGCUCUUGUUGCUUUAUCAAAGAAGAAUAUAGACAUUGCCUCUUUUUUUGCAACGGCUAACAGUGUGGUUAAUCAUGUUGGAGCAUCUUGUAAACAGUGUGAUUUACUUAGAGGGCAACUCCAAGAAGAGCUUGUGAUAGCUUUUGAAAAUAAUUGUCUUAUAACGGGGUGA